Anisakis simplex (herring worm) is the source of this 801-nucleotide messenger RNA. The record is from the annotation of a GenBank genome assembly. Lineage: Eukaryota; Metazoa; Nematoda; Chromadorea; Rhabditida; Anisakidae.
AUGUUCAAACUGCUUACGUUUAACGAAGAAGCAUAUCAGCAUAAGAUCUUAUCAGCCGAUAACGGUAUGGUGUUUUUUGUUAUGAAGCCGAAAAAAGACACUAGACCGUCGAAUGGAGUGCAUAAAAGCCCGACGCAGUCAGCACCAAAAUCACUUCUACCGAAAUGUUUCACUUUCGGAUUCUCGCUUCGGUCAUACUUCUGCAGUAUGCAGCUUCAACAAUCAUCGACGAGUGAGUGCUAUUCAUUCGUUAUUCGAUGGCUAAACGAUCACUGCGACGGAGAUGGUCUAACAGUGGGCUGUCAACAUCAUUCCGAGUUGUCGCACAUGAUCCUUCACCUCAAGAAAGAGAUUAAUCGCGUCCGAGGAGAAGUCGAUCCAAGUUGUACCGUUUGUUGGAGCGGACCAUGCUUGAAUGGAGCUACCUGUGUACCACUGAACUUCACUAAUUACAGGUGCGACUGUCCACCAGAUUAUGCGGGUGACAACUGUGAGAAGCAUCUGGAAUGUAAACCGAAUACCUGCGGUGCAAAUGCGAAAUGUUUCGUUGCGUAUCAUCAAAUCAACUGCGCGUGCUUACCGGGAUAUUCAGGCGAUCCAUGGAAAGGAUGCAUAAAGAAGAUGGCACAGGCAUGCAUGAGUAACGAUCCCCACUAUUGGACAUUCGAUGGACAGUACUACGAUUACCAGGGAACAUGCCCGUAUGUUUUCGUUGAGCCGUGCAAUGGUACUCUACCGCAACCGUACAAUUAUUUCUCAGUUAAAGCGAAAAACGAGAAACUUUCACCAACUUCUCAGUGA